Messenger RNA from Ailuropoda melanoleuca (giant panda), 1659 nucleotides. It is a transcript of the gene C2H1orf87, whose product is annotated as chromosome 2 C1orf87 homolog. The record is from RefSeq and is a predicted model, not a curated record. NCBI's taxonomy places the organism in Eukaryota, Metazoa, Chordata, Mammalia, Carnivora, Ursidae.
AUGCCUUCCAUUGGGGAGACUCCCCGUGGAUCAGAAGCAAUGCCUGAGACGGUGGUGAAAAUCACUGGAAGUAAACACUUUCGGUACCUUGUGGAGAAGCCAAAGACCAAGGAAGAUGAGAACUUGAAGGCAGAAACUCAAACAGGACUCCAGAAAUCCAUGACUGGUGGUGCAAAACAGAGGAGCAGAGACUCCCCAGCUCCUACCAAACCUACUAAUCAUCAAAUCAGUCAUAACCCAGAUGAUAAGGAAGAAAGCAAGCACCCAGAGAACAAUCAGAAAUUCCUGACGGGAGCACUCAGAAGCAGAUUUCUGGAUGGCAAAAUUCCCAUCCAGGCAAAUGCCCACUUCAGCUCGGUACCAACUGGAGACCCUCUCCAAUAGGAGUCCCUCUCCUAUCUCCAUGGCCUCCCCAGGAGAAAUAUUAGAGACUGGUCCUUGGAACAGAUGGCAAGGGACAGCUCUGACCAACUUGAGGAUUUUGGCCAGAGGCCAAGUGGAACAAGAGAAGAUGCUUUUCUUCUUGCCCUGGUCAGAAGAGAACUCAGAUCACAUCCUUUGAGUUCUGGCUUACUAGAAAAACUUAAGAAAGAGCUGAAGACCCUGGAUCCUAUCUCUUCAGGGUUUCUUCUCCAAUCUCAACUGAGCCGCCUUUUCUUGAGGCACGAAGUCCCUCUACAGCUACCAACAGUCAAGAGCCUUUGCCAGAGGUUUUCUAGGAAGGACUCUCCAGAAAUGAGACAUCUGGAUACCCACUCUAUAAAAAUGGUGCCCAGAGAGAUCACUUUGAACUCAUCGGAGAAGGUGCUGCUUUAUACAAACCAGACAGUGUGUUUGUGGAAGUGCAGAACUGACGGCCUCCUUUCCCCUGCCCCUCCACGUGGUACUGUUUCUCAAGAUGCCAGCCCGCGGUCAGAGGUGAGCAAGAACAUGCUGGAGAUCCUGAUGGCACUAAGGACAACCCAUGGCAAACUCAAUAUAGAGGGGCUCAGCCUGAGUCUCCGAAAAGAAGACCGCUCUUUCUCUGGCUGCCUGCCCCCACCCAAGGUCAGGGCUAUAUGUGGAAAGCAUGGAUUAUAUCUAACUUUGAGUCUCCUGGAAACAUUGCUAAACCAUCAAGAUUUGGGUUACUGUGGCGAAAUAAAAUGGCAGAAUUUUGUGGAGCUGUUGAGCAAAGCUGCCUCCGAUUUGUCACGUGAUUUGCCUACAGGAAAGAACGUAAAGAAAACCUCUGGCACGGCAAUGCAGGCUGAAGUCCCUGCAAUGUCUCCAGGCGAAACAGAACAUAUGAAAACUCCAGAAGGGGAGCCGCAGCCAGAAAACCCUCCUGCUGAGAUUUCCGCCCCCAAAGAUCCCCCGAAUGCUCUGAAGGUCAGGCCAGUCUCACAGCCUGUUGAGAGUCCGACAACGAAGAACAAGUCUGAAGAGUAUGAGACGUGGAUUGACAGGUUCGGGAAGCUGGAAAGUGCCCUCUACAGGGCAUGUGACGUGAUGAGCACUGGGUUUCUGGAGAAGGAACGGGCCAGAAACCUCAUUCACAACUACAAUCUCAUUUACAACCUGCCGAGCCCUCGGAAAAUCGACCAAGCCGUGCGGAGAUUCCGUGCGGGAGAAAAUAUGCUCUUGGAGCCAGCACUUCGGUACUUAAAGGAGCUAUGA